CGAGAAUCCAGGACUGACUACGCACGUCUGCGGAUUGCUUGAUUGGACAAUGCCUCUCCAUCUCCUCCAAAAGAAAUCGUGGAACGUCUACUCCCCUGCGAACAUCGAGCGGGUCAAGCGUGAUGAAGCCAGGGCCCGUGACCAAGCCGCCGAACAAGAGAAGCACGACCUGCGGCGGGAGGCAGAUGAUAGACUGUCCCUUUUACAACAACAGAGCAAGGGCCAGAGCAGAAGCUUGAAACGCAAACUACCGGGAGAAGAUGAUACUGAUCGUGAUAUUCGACUCGCCUUGGGAAACACAUCCGCGGCCACGAGCAAAGAAGAACAAGACCAUGCCUCCCUUGUUGGUGCGAACAGCCAUAUAUCCCUGAUACCUUCCCCCGAGAAACGAUCUCGUGUCGAUCAAGAACAAAGGAAAGAUCCAUACACGGUCUACCUCUCCGACGCUGUUGGCGGGCGAGAUCGGCCUAAAGACGCAUGGUAUAUGUCGGUCCAGCCAGAGCAAGAAAAAUGGGGGGACGAGAAUCCUCGAAAACAGGAACGAGAACUCACACGGCUCAAUGCAAACGACCCUCUGGCAGCCAUGAAGAGAGGUGUGAAAGCUCUCAGGGAGAAUGAGAGACAAAGACAGGAGUGGAUGAGGGAGCGCGAAAGAGAUCUCGCAGAAGUCGAAGAGAUGGGAAGGAGGGAAAGACACGAUAGAAAGCGCAAAAAGAUGGCAGAGCAUGAUGGGAAUGACAUCGAAAGUCUCGAAGACUUCAAUUUGGACGAAGGAUAUACCAGACCAGAAAGUACUGGGCAACACCGAGAGCGCAAGGGCGAACAUCGACACAGAGAUCAUCACGGACAUCAUCACCAUCACCGUCAUCGACAUAGACGACGACACCGUGAUCAUCAGGCUGUGGAUGAGGAGCAUGGCCAACGCAAAGGGCAUGGAAGCAAGCCGGAGGAAAGAUGGUACGGACAGAUUCAGCAGUAAAGGAAUUGAGACGAGCUGACUGAAUCAAAACGAUAUAUUGCAGAAACGCGGCCACAGCUUUGUUUGCCUUAGUUGGAUGAUUGAAGAGCUACGCUAAAGGCCAUCUGCGCAGCCGAGAACAUUAUAUCCGCCCAGUCCUAAGACUCCUCCUCCAUUGAUCUGGCAGCAGGGUCAAUACUUGCGCGAUAUGAUCGGACUGAGAGUUGAGGUCGCCGUUGGCAGUGGCCGAGAACCUCUUGGAGUCUGCGCACGGCCUUCCCAACGCCCCGCGCAACUGUUCACAACGUUGAUAGAGGUUGUCAUGAUAUAUAUUGUUCAUCAUAACCUCCAAAGCCGACACCAGUGUCACUUCGAUCUCGUCACCGUCCAGGCUGGGCUUCUCCUUGCGCUUCUCUGCCGAAAUCCGCUCGAAAAUUUCCAAAAUAUGCUUCAAUGCCUUUGGGUUGGCAUAAUGGCUGAACGUACCCGCUUCGCUCUCCGGAAGAAAGGCCAUGCCCACAUUGAACAACAUCUGGACGGUAAUUUUGUGCAGACGCGACUCUGUGCCGUAGCUACAAUAGCGGCGGAUGGCCUGGUGCCAAUUUCUGAUAUACAGUCGUUGCCGCCGGGCAUCAGCGUCUGUCCAUUCCUUUGCCGAAAAUGCGGCAAUUGACUCCAACAACAAGCCUCUUGCCUGUCUCAAGGAAUGGACAACGGGAACAUCGCCUGUCGUGUCUUCCACGGGGCCUGUUCCAUCCAUCAACGGAUUGCUUGACGGAGGGUCUUCGGCGAGGACAGCUUUUGUGUACGAGUCGCACAAUCGAACGGCUCGCUCGAUCGGCGCCAUCGUGUCCAGCAUGGAUUGAGGCAACUUGUCUGACGAGGCCUUGAUCUCUCCCCAAAGGCGUGAAGCAGCUUUGAUAUGGACACCUGCCACUGCGUAAUUCCGUUGCAUGGUCUCGCAGACCCAAGCGACCAAGCAUGCCACGGUCAAGUUCACCUUGUCGGGCGCCUUUGCGUUGGCCAUCCUCGUGAUGGCGGCAUGAUAGUGCCAAAUCACACGUGGUGUCACUCUCGAUGUUGUUGCCUUGCGGUACAGACCGAGCUGCUCGUCGACCAGCGCUGCCGCCACCAUGAGAUGCCGGACGAUGGGGGAUUGCCAUGCCCAGCGAGGGACGAAACAGCACCAGAAAUCAUUGUCGGGCCCGAAAUUGCCCAAGGUCGGCCCAGUCCCCCUCAACCAAAAAUCCAAGCUGCGGCGCUCUUCAUCCGUGUCGCCAAACAAGACAUCGAUGGUGGCCGCCAAAUAAGGAUCCUGCCAGGACGAGGAGUCUGGAUUGCCGCCGCUUUCGCUCUCAAGGGCCGAAGUCGCGGCUCGUUUCUUGGGCUCUACUCCUUCAAAGAUCCACGGCCUGGGAGGAUUGUACCCCAGGCAGACUCGGCCGGAGCGAGUGCAUCUGAUUCACCAGGUGAGAACCACUCCGCGCUGAUUGCAGGGAAAUGUAGGAGAGCCAGGUCGGUACCUUUUGCAGCUUGGCUUAUGCUCGUCGCAUUUUAUUCUUCUAUGCCUUACGGACAAUAAGCACACGAACAGCAGCAAGGAGAAAGGAAGUCUAAUCACAUACUUGCAUGUCGUGCAGCCGCUCCGCACCUUGUGAUGAAGCUGCUUGAUACGAGGUUUGACUUCUGUAAAAGCGAGACCUGCUCUGUUGUCGUCCGCUUUACUUCGAGCGCUCUCGCCGACGGCGGGCAAGGAUCCAUUUGCCUUUGCCUUGCUUGGAUGAAACAUUAACGCUGACUUCCAGGACAGCUUGAGUCCCGCGCACUCACCCACGACGGUGUUGCAAAGCCACAUCGCCCUUGGCCAACACGCGGACUUUUGGGAGUUGUGGAGUUGUUUUCUCGGUCAUCGCUCUAAGAUAUCUCUCCCUCGAACAGUACUUGUGGACGUCGGUGUCAAGCGGCUAUGGAGACUCAACAUAGCACAGCCAGUGCUGGACAUUUGGCAGUCAACUGGCGGCUACAGACGAGAUCUAGUUGAGCGAGGAUGGAGAUUGAGCAAGAUACCAGCCUGGUGACGUCUCCAUAUACCAUUUCCAUGCGGCUUAGAAGACGGCGGACCGUGCAUCUCGAUCAUGGCUCGACCCCAGAUGCAAGCGCUAUGACCCACGACGUCAAUCAGGCCUCCAGCAUACACGACAGGGCUUAGUUAUAGGCACGAAUGGGGGCCAACUCGAAGCUCAGCACUGGGACCACCAGUGGUAACGUGGCACCCAGCAUGGUCAACCACCAGAUAUCCGCGUCUCAUUCAGGCAUACCUGGACUUACUAGAGUUGUCACCUUGCAGGGGAUGCUUUUCAGCUCUUCGGCUGGCCCCGCCUAUCAACUCGAGUUGACACGGCGAUUUGAUCCUGGUACCUGGCACGGGAAGUUCGUAUAGGACCCCCAAAGAUGGACAAGCUCCCUCGAUGCGGCUUUGAGCACGCAAGCAUGGAACUAAUUAGCGAAUCAAGCCUUUUCCACCAUUUCAGCCAACCGACCAUCAACCUAUCGUUGCAGCAGCGUGUGCUCAGGCGUUGACCCAGAACCUGGAACUGUGAGCAUCAAGGCGGGGAAAGCCCCUAUCAACCAAUGCCAGCUACCGCAUUUUUGCCUCCAUCCAACAGAUCAUCAGGC
Molecule: messenger RNA, 3634 nt
Organism: Cladophialophora immunda
Lineage: Eukaryota; Fungi; Ascomycota; Eurotiomycetes; Chaetothyriales; Herpotrichiellaceae
Exons: 1
Coding region: 50-979 (309 amino acids)
Source: RefSeq, a predicted model, not a curated record